This is a messenger RNA of Nicotiana tabacum (common tobacco), 753 nucleotides long. The record is from RefSeq and is a predicted model, not a curated record. NCBI's taxonomy places the organism in Eukaryota, Viridiplantae, Streptophyta, Magnoliopsida, Solanales, Solanaceae.
AUGAGAAAUAUUAAGGAAGCACGGUUCCCAAAGCUGAUAAGAUCCGAUCCCAACCAAAGAGAUCUUAAUUUGUGGUGCGAAUACAAUGGGACAAAUGGUCACCGGACCGGGGACUGCUGGCAUCUGCGCAAAGAGGUGGUGAUACUGCUGAAAAAUGGCCAUCUCAAGGAAUUUUUAAGUGACCAGUCUAAAAACAAUUAUCGUCGCAAUCGUGAUAACACGGAGCCCUCAAAAGCAGGAGAAGACCCCCCCNUUGAAGACGACAUCACCUUCACGGAGGAGGACGCAGAUGGAUUAUUGCUACUGCAUAACGACGCAUUAGUAAUUUCUUUAAAUGUAUUAUAUUUUAAAAUCAAACGUGUUCUGGUGGAUCCAGGGAGCUCGGCCACGAAUGUCGAAUGGGUGAUGAAGACAGCCCUUUUCGAGGUGGUGGAUGGUGAUAUGGGUUACAAUGUUAUCCUGGGAAGACCAUGGUUGCACGAGAUGAAGGUUGUGCCAUCGACAUAUCACCACUUGCUGAAAUUCCCAACUCCCGAGGGGUCGGAGUCUUAUCAGGUGCCAAGAUAUUUCCAGUCUGGGACUAUUACCUCUGGCUAUCAGAGAAGCCGUGAUGGUGUCAGAAUCGACAUCAAGAGUUUGGACCCUAUUUACGGGUGGAGCUUCAAACGUACAAGGGUACAAGCUCGGCAUAGUAUUAACCACGCCUUCAGGAGAAACCCUAAGGCAGGCCAUAAGAAUGGUUCCUCUAACUAA